Molecule: messenger RNA, 429 nt
Organism: Pleurotus ostreatus (oyster mushroom)
Lineage: Eukaryota; Fungi; Basidiomycota; Agaricomycetes; Agaricales; Pleurotaceae
Exons: 1
Coding region: 1-429 (142 amino acids)
Source: RefSeq, a predicted model, not a curated record
AUGGUGAAGAUGGCCACAGACUCCUUGCUGACAACAACCUCGCACCGACACUCUACCACUGCACAUAUGAAAAGACUGGGGAUGUGGGUGGUAGUCAUGGACUUCAUCAAAGGUGGUACCGCUCACCAAGGGAACAAACUGAAUGCCGAGCAAGGGAAGUCACUCCACCGCGCGGUCGAACUGCUCCACGCUAAGGGUUGGGUGUUUGGCGACCUUCGAGAGCCCAAUGUCAUCCUCAAACCAGAUGCUGUCUGUUUGAUUGACUUUGAGUGGUGUGGGUGGUGCGAGGACAUUGAUGGUAAGGGUUUGGGUGCGCAGUACCCCACACAUAUCGCGACGGGGCCAGAUUACAAGUGGGCGGAAGGAGUUGGACCUGACAAGUUCAUUAGGAAGGCACAUGACUUAUAUCGUCUAGAGCAGAUCUGCUAG